AAUGAUAAAACUCUUAUUAUUGAUGACAUCAAUUAUUAGUAGUUAUUGCUUUAAUCCUAAUGACUAUAUAACAAUACCUUUCCUAAGAUUUCCAGAUUCUUUGAGUUAUAAUGUUUUAGAGAUAAAUUCAAUUUUUGAAUAUUUGAUAGCAUGUGUUUACAUAGGGUAAAUUGAUAAGCUGAUAUAGAUUAUUCUACUACUCCAUGUACUUUUGUAUAAGUCAACUUUUGGUAUGGAGUCAUCCAGCUCCAAAGACACCAGAGAGAUUAGCAUAAACAAAAGAAGAAAUGAGGAGGGGUUUUAAAGCUCUAUUUUAUGUAAUAUUAUUAACAACAGCAAUAAUAUGGAAGAUACAACCUUUGAAUCCUUAUUAUGGGUAUUAUGAGACACAUGAAUUCGGAUUUAAAGAAUUCUUUAUUUCAUUAAUCGUGUAAUAUAAUAUUAUUAUGUAUUAAGAUAUAUGGUGACAUUUGAUGUGUGGUUUUAUACUUCACAUAUAAUUGGACAUAUGCCCUUUUUUUGGAAACAUUUUCAUGGUGAACAUCAUGAAUUUGUUGAACCUGGAGCAUAUGCUUAAGAUGCAGUACAUCCAGUUGAAGCAUUAAUUUAAGGACCUAUUGGACAUUUCUUACCAACAUUUAUAUAUCCAUUCCAUCCAGCAUGCCAUCAUAUUUUUGGUUUAUUGACAUCAGUAUAUGCCUAACUUGCACAUGAUGGAAGAUGGGAUCCAGCAGGUCACACUUUACAUCAUUAUUAUUAUUCUUGCAAUUUCAGCAUUUGGGGAUUAUGUGAUUUUAUAUUUGGAACAGGUUACAAUUAAGAGAAGUAUCCUAUUCCUUAUAUUCCAACCUGGCUUAGAAGCAAAGUUAAUAAUAAGAAUCAAGAUAAAAAAAUAAUGUGAU
This is a messenger RNA of Paramecium pentaurelia, 902 nucleotides long. Lineage: Eukaryota; Ciliophora; Oligohymenophorea; Peniculida; Parameciidae. The record is from the annotation of a GenBank genome assembly.